AUGCUGAGCCUCCCUAAAACCAAGCUGCCUUUAGUAUCUAUUACUAGUGAAAGUAAAAGUAACAGCUGUCAUGAUCCCCGCACCGAAGCAAGUAGAGUGACAGUGCCUAAACAUGAUGAAAUCAAGAAAGAAGAAUCCAACUUGUUGAAGAUGGUGACCGAAAACAGUUGUUUGAUUUUGAGUGAUACAAUCAAUCAGGAAGGGGCAGAAGAUGUUUUGAUAUCUUUGGGUGGUGGUCCAUCAAUACAGAAUGUUUGUUCAAAACCAGUGGCAAGUGAUGUUAGCAACAUCUAUGGUGAGGAAUAUAUGGCUUUAGAGACUAAUUAUGAGGCGUAUUCAUCACAUACCAUGGAUAUUGAUGGGCUAAGCCCAAAGGCCCAACUUGUGUUAGAAGCCCAAUCUGAGUUUAUAGCCCGACUCCAAGAGAUCCAACAAAUUCAACCUAAUGUGGUCAACCCAGUCAAGCUCAUCAGGCUCAAGAAACCACUACAUCAACAAGGAGCAAACAAGGUCAUCCAAGAGCCUCCUCCUCUAUCACCUUGGAGUAAUGGUCAUCCAAGAGUCUCCUCUACCACCUUGGAGUAA
Messenger RNA from Ilex paraguariensis (yerba mate), 585 nucleotides. NCBI's taxonomy places the organism in Eukaryota, Viridiplantae, Streptophyta, Magnoliopsida, Aquifoliales, Aquifoliaceae. The record is from the annotation of a GenBank genome assembly.